CUCGAUCCCUAUGGAAGGAAAAAAGCCAAGGUAUCGUUGGAUGUUCUGCGAAGAUUAAAACAUGUGAAGGACGGAAAAUACGUCGUAGUUGCUGGUAUCACACCCACACCGUUGGGCGAGGGAAAAUCAACUACGACGAUGGGAAUCGUGCAGGCCUUGACGGCCCAUCUUCACAAGAAUUCUUUCGCAUGUGUUCGACAACCGUCACAAGGUCCAACGUUUGGCAUCAAAGGAGGAGCAGCUGGAGGAGGAUACGCUCAGGUGAUACCGAUGGAAGAGUUCAAUUUGCAUUUAACUGGCGACAUCCAUGCUAUCACUGCUGCCAACAAUCUUUUAGCAGCUGCUAUCGAUGCACGAAUGUUCCAUGAAAGCACUCAGAAGGAUGACGCCCUUUUCAAUCGUUUAUGUCCCGCUAACAAGCAAGGUUCGAUUCCGGGUGGUGUUGGGAAUAGUGAUCAUGCUUCCAUCGUCUUCACACUUGAGCUUGAGGUCAAGAAGGAUGUAAGAGAAGUGUUUGUAAGGGACUUUAAGAAAGCAAAUUUUGAUGCGAUCAAUGAAUAUCUCAGUCAAGUUGACUGGUAUGGAUCCUUGAAUUGUGCUGACACGAUUAAUGAGAAAUAUGAAUUGUUCUUGGGCAUACUCCAUCAUACUAUUGAUGUAUUUGUUCCUGUUAAAAUGCGCAAGACUAGUGAGAUGGAACUCCCGCCACACUUGGUCAGGCUAAACCGCAAAAAAAGUAUUGCAUGGAAUAAGGCGUUGAGUGGGGGCAAUCCGGGCGAUUGGGAAAAAUACAAAAUGCUGAGAAGCGCUUUCGAUAAAAAAUUGACCAAGUUUUAUGGCCACAUUGAGAAAAAAGUAAUCUACUCCAGGAACAAAAACGCUUUCUAUAGGUUUCUCAAUUCCAAGCUCAAAAAGGGACAGAGUCUCGGUGCAUUGCUUGAUGAUGACGGUAAUGUCAUAAGGAAUGAAAAAGAUAUAGCAGAGCUUUUUGCGAGGGUUUUUGAGAAAGUACAUCAAAGAGAUGAGGACUCCAGAGAUUUAGACGUAGCUCCUGUUUUUCCCGUUAUGAGGGAUUCGGUCUGGUUCCAUCACGAAGAAAUCUGC
This is a messenger RNA of Ostertagia ostertagi, 1104 nucleotides long. The record is from the annotation of a GenBank genome assembly. NCBI's taxonomy places the organism in Eukaryota, Metazoa, Nematoda, Chromadorea, Rhabditida, Trichostrongylidae.